AUGUCCGUCCUUCGUACCUCUCGUCCCGAUCUUUUGACGAGCUGCUUCAACUUUUUGCCUACAGGUAGGCAACGUACUCAAAUUGAUGCGCAGCUUUCGACCCACUGGGAAGAAACAAGUCUAUACUCAAAACUCGCCAUGAAGAUCGCUGUCCUCGCUACCCUCCUUGCUGGUGCCUCCGCCUUCGCCCCUGCUUCCUUCAAUGGACGCUCGGCCACUUUGAUCCGGGAAGAAGCUGCCGCUGAAGCCCCUGCUGAAGAGGCUGCUGAAGAGGAACCAGCUGCCCCAACUUAUGUUGCCAGUACCGCACUUCCUUUCCUUGAAUACCCACCAAACCUUGCUGGAUACGUUGGGGAUGUUGGUUUUGAUCCUUUCCGAUUCUCUGAUUUCCUCCCCGUGGACUUCCUUCGCGAGGCUGAGUUGAAGCAUGGACGUAUCUGCCAAUUGGCCCUUGUUGGAUUCGCCGCUGUCGAUAUUGGAUACAGAAUUUACCCAACCCCUGAGGCCUACGAAGGUCUUACCUCUGUCACAGCCCACGAUGCUCUUGUAGAGUACGGUGCCAUGGGACAAUUGUUCCUUUGGAUCGGAAUUGCAGAGUCACUCAGCUCUGUUGCUGUUUGGCAAAUGUUGAGUGGAUCUGGUCGCGCUCCAGGAGACUUUGGUCUUGACCCUGUUGGCUUCCUAACUGGUGACGAGGCAGCUGACAACGACAUGAAGUUGAAGGAAAUUACCCACUGCCGUUUGGCCAUGCUUGCUUUCAGUGGAAUGGUCACACAAGCUGUCUUGACCCAAGGUCCUUUCCCAUACGUAUAA
Messenger RNA from Cylindrotheca closterium, 813 nucleotides. Lineage: Eukaryota; Bacillariophyta; Bacillariophyceae; Bacillariales; Bacillariaceae. The record is from the annotation of a GenBank genome assembly.